Molecule: messenger RNA, 671 nt
Organism: Phytophthora infestans T30-4
Lineage: Eukaryota; Oomycota; Peronosporomycetes; Peronosporales; Peronosporaceae
Exons: 1
Coding region: 1-474 (157 amino acids)
Source: RefSeq, a predicted model, not a curated record
AUGCCCCCAACGUUGGCAACCCCGUCUUGCGGUUCAAGAAAACUUGACAUCCUGGGUGGAAAGGCAACAUGUCGACCAUCACUCUGCAUUCCGCACUGCCAGUGCGGCACUAAGCAAAGCAUGCCAAGGUCGAGCGAGAGAGAGCAGUUCAUCAUGGAGAUAAUCGACCUCCAAGCAGUCCUGAUACUAGAAGAGGAGGACGACGAAGACCUCGGCUUUGGCACCCUGGGGCCCGGAUUGUUGGAAAUCUCCGAAGAGACUCCUACUGAAGAGCUAGCAGAAUUGCUUCAGCUAGUCGUUGGCCAUCGACUCCUUGUACCAAGAGAGCGACUCCCCUUAAGCAUUGAUUUCGCGUACAACGUCUUCCGUUGGCUUCCUGAUGAGGACUUCAAGCAGCAGACAAGGACUACGCGCAGCACAUUCUCCAAGAUCCUCGCGGCGAUUGAGAAUAACAACUUUUUUUUAGCAACUUAAGCAACAAUUCUCAAGCUCCUGUGUGGCUACAACUCGCGGUUGCACUUGACAGACUAGGAGCUAACGGGAAUGGAGCCUCUCUCGGUCGCACAAGAAAGUUGUGGGGGCUUGGAAAAGGAACUGUCGCUCUUUACACAUCCCGAGUCAUUAUUGCCCUCAACGAUCUUCGUGACGGGUUCGUAGUGUGGCAAGAUGCA